Closterium sp. Yama58-4 is the source of this 1902-nucleotide messenger RNA. The record is from the annotation of a GenBank genome assembly. Lineage: Eukaryota; Viridiplantae; Streptophyta; Zygnematophyceae; Desmidiales; Closteriaceae.
AUGCUGAUGUUCCCAAAGGAAGAUGAACUCCGGGCCGCAUGUGCUCAUGAGCUGAGCACAUGUGGGACGCCUCUACUCAUACGGUCACCCACAGCGGAGAACCAUGCGGAGCAUCAUGCGGCGCAGGAGACCCUAGCCGACAUGCUGCACGAGACGCCAGAGCCGCUACCUCCUGCACCCGCGAUAUGGGCCCGCCAACACCAAGAGGAGAUUGGCGCACACCUCAAGGCGUGCAAAGAAAGCACGGAGACGCCCAGUCCGAACACCCCUGAUGCCACACCAGAGAAGGUUCGAGUCGAAGUGAUGCGGAAGCCACGAUCUGCAAGGGCGAAGGCAAAGGCAUAUGCUGGCACCGGGGAGAAGAAGAGGGGUGGCACGAGCGAGUACACGGGAGUAUGGUUCGACACGCGUGUCCGGAAGUGGUGCACGAAGUUAACGACAGAUCCGAGUACAGGCCGUCAGAUUCGUCUGGGUGCGUACCAGAGGGAGGACGCGGCGUACGCAUACGCCGCAGGAGCAUUCGUGAUACGGAGGAAGGACACUUUUCCCAAGGUCAUGGAACUGACCGUGGGUGAGAUGGCAGCGCUGGAGGGUGGAUUGAGGAUGAUGUGCAUCAUCUCGUGCAUAAACAGCAGUGCGUCCUCCCCGGAGCCCAAUCCGCCCGACGCACGUGAGGGUGAGAGCUUCUCGUCGCGUGGUACGGCGACCAAUAGGCGCAAGGCAGGCCCUUCCGCGUCUGUAGGGGAUGGGCGUUCGGCGAGGCCCGUAAAGAGGCGCAAAGUGUCAGACGUGCCAGACACGGAGGAACAGGCCGACGCGCCGCCAACGGAACCUGAGCCCGAGUCGUCGGAUGAUGACCCCAACGAAGCUCUUCCCCGUGUCAAUACUGCUGCCGACGACGACGCGGAGGAGACUAAUGGGGAACGCUCCGACUCGGCUCCUGUUAUGAGGGAGGAGUUUGACGUUAUGCGCAAAAGCCAGAAGGACACGGUUGCGACGCUUGCGAGGCUCGAGACGGCGCUACUGGCGUCUCUUGCCAACCACACAGCAAAGAAACGCAAGAGGGACAAUGCGGGUGGAGGGUGCGAGACAGCGACGAAUGCAAGGAAGGGCCGUCGCGUUUCAACGCCAGAGGAGUCCAAGCUGGACGAGGACGAGGUGGAGGAAGAGCACUGGCGGCACAUUCGAUCGUCUAGUUCGCCCGUGCUCCAGCGCGCGCUGAAGUUUCUGCCGUCGAGCAAAGGAUGGAAGGCAAGUUUCAGCACAAGUGUCUCGUCAUGUGCAGGAGAUCUCCUGCCCCUCCCAUUCGCGAGCUUGGCUCUGGCUGCCGACAAGGCAAGGUGCUCUGACCUUAAUCGCACCCUGAGCAACUGGAAGACGGCGGCUGCUGGACGCGUGCACGACACCACGCAGCCAAAGCUCGGGCUUUUCUGCGACAAACGGGACGCGCGAAGCCCGUGGGCGGCACCGAGGGCACGUUCGGCGGUGAGGGUGCGGGAGCGACUUGCUCUGACGUUGGACGGGGAGGCAUUCGCGGCCUGUGCCCGUGCGGCGUUCAAGCCGCGGAUGCUCAACGGCACUGUGACGCUGAAGCUGUACCACAUGGCAUGGCUCGAGCACGUGGUGGCCGAUGGCAUCCGCUACUGGGAGACUCGCAAGGGCAGGCUGUCCAACUCUGCAGGUGUCAAUGCGCAGAUCGUGGAUGGCCUCCGCGAGUGUGCCCUGACGGACGUCAUCGCGGCUGUCGAUGAGUUCCAGCCAGCGUACGACGCAACCACUUCCUCAUGGGCUUGGGGCCACCAUGGCCUGCGCCUUUCUUCGUGCGGCAUCGAACGCCAGGUGACAGCCGCGCCUGCAGCCAGCGAGAGCGGGAGGGAGGGGGACAAUCUCUCUCUGAACUAA